AUGGAGUGGUGGCAGAACAAUGCUCAGGAUCCCCCACCAGUGUUAGGAAACUCCCACAUUGGAUCCCAAAGGUUGGUUGUGUCACUCAUCCCACAGUGGAGAAAACAAUCUGUUAAAAAACAAGCAUUUCGGGGCCUCCCGAGUGGCGCAGCAGUCUAAGGCACUGCAUUGCAGUGUUGCGGCAUCACUACAGCCUGUGGUUCGAUCCCAGGCUGUGUCAUUACCGGACGUGACCGGGAGUCCCAUAGGGCGGCGCACAAUUGGCCCAGCAUCGUCCGGGUUAGGGGAGGGUUUGGCCGGGGGGGCUUUACUUGGCUCAUCGCGCUCUAGCGACUCCUUGUGGCGGGCCGGGCGCCUGCAGGCUGUCUGUCUGUCCUUUGGCAUGAGACAGGCCUGUUAAUUCUCCACGUUCCAAUCGCCUGCAGGCUGACUUUUCUUGUCAGUUGAACAGUGUUUCCUCCGACACAUUGGUGCAGCUGGCUUCCGGGUUAAGCGAGCCGGUGCUGAGGCGCGGUUUGGCGGGUCAUGUUUUGGAGGACGCAUGACUCGACCUUCGCCUCUCCCGAGACCGUUGGGGAGUUGCAACGAUGAGACAAGAUCGGAAUCACGAAAUUGGGGAGAAACAUUUCUAAAAUAACAAACAUUUGUUUCAUCACAACAGCUUUUCUCCUCCGCUGGACUGAGUCAUGACUGAUAGAAAAGCCUUGGUGGCCAAACCAGGAGCGAUUGGAACGUGGAGAAUUAACAGGCCUGUCUCAUGCCAAAGGACAGACAGACAGACUUCUGCUCUGGGAUUGGUUAAAGCUGCUCAAUGGAGGGAAUUACUUCAGUGAAAUUAAUUGAUGGUAGGCCUAAUGGUUGAAGUGAGAGCUGGUCAUUGAGGACUGUAGGUCUAUAGGCUGGUCUCAUUGGAGUAUGAUAACUCAAGUAAGGUUGAUGGGGAUGUUACAGCCACAACCUAGCACACUCUCUCUCUCCAUCAGUCUCUCUCAAUCUCUAUACUAUAUGACUGUUAUAUCUGGUUGCUAUAAUCAUCCUAUACCUCCUUCCCUCUAUUCCUCCUAGGCUUUCAUCUCACUUCCUCCCUGGUGUUGAAUGGAUGUUAUAACCCCUCUCAUUCUCUUUUUUCUCUCUCUCCUACAGUAACUGCCCCUUCUCCCUGGCGGCUGCCCUGGCGCGGGCUACAGCAGACAGUGUUCUGCAGAGUGACCUCUCCAUCUACCACAUCCAGAAGACCGUUGAGGAUGGAGUAGAACCUUUCCCCCGUGAGUCCCCUGUCAGCCUGCGCAUGACAUGCAAAUCAGAUCAUGUACUGACCUAGCUAGGCUACUGUAAGGACAGAGUUACUUUUUAUUCAAUAUAUUGGCUUAAAGCCUUUAUCAUUUCAGGUGUUGUUUCAUUCAACACCGUGGACAAAUUAGAAAAUCACCAACUUUAACACAAACACAUUGUGUUUGUGGCACAGCUGCUACAAUUUCUUAGCAUUAAAACAGUUGCACUUCCUGGUUCACUUUUUUUAUACCACAGAUUGAUGUCAACCGCUGUCACUUAGAAUUCCCUUUACUUUGUUAGUAAUCCUUCUACCCCCCCUUACCCCACCCCCCCAAAAAAAACACACAAAAAAAACAUUGUAAAGUGGUUAUCCCACUGGCUAUAAGGUGAAUGCACCUAUUUGUAAGUCGCUCUGGAUAAGAGCGUCUGCUAAAUGACGUAAAUGUAAUGUAAAUGUAAAACAAAGCACUCUGUGGAGCGAGCGAGUGAGAGCAGAGGUCUUUUAGAAGAGAAGGGAACAGCAGUGAAUAACCCUGCGACACUCCAUCUUUAAGAUCUCUGUGUUCUUAUCAGAGAGAGAGAGAGAGGAGGCAUAAAGAGAACGCAGGGGAAAGAUAAUUUUGGCUCUGGUGAUUUGUGUGACGGGGUUGCUGUCUUGGGACGGAGGGUGGGUUGGUGAAUGUCAGGUGGGCGGUAAGGGUGGGUAAGAACAGAGGAUAGCAGACAGCCUGGCCGUCGAGGCCCAAGGCAGAGGAGACACACAAACACACCCACACACCCACACACACAGCUCAUUGACAGGGCUCUGAGAUGGAAUGGGAGGUUAAAUUUAACUACAGAGCCUGGGGAGCUAGGGAGAGGAGGAGGAGGAGGAGGAGGAGGAGAGGAACGGAGAGGAGAGGAGAGGAACGGAGAGGAGAGGAGGGGAGGGGAAGAAAGGAGAGUGAGGAGGAGUGGGGAGUGGAAAGACCAAGUCCUUAGUUCCACUAGGUGGAGCAGAGAAUUAAUUCAAAAUGACCUUGUCCAGAUAUUCAUUACAAGGGCUAUGGAGUCUUAAAGGGAUACUGCAAGAUUUUUAGAUUUUGGUUGUUUUUCUACUUACCCAGAGUCAAAUGAACUCAUGGAUACCAUUUUUAUGUCUCUGCGUGCAGUUUGGAGAUAAUUGAAGUUAGCAUAUAGUUAGCUUAAUUGCUGGAAGUCUGCAGCUCCUCUCAAAAGCAGGGAAAUAGACUACUCCAAAGCUGGGUGGUUGGUCAUUUAUAAUAUGUCUUACAAAGCUAUACAUAAUAAGAAACAAGAUUCUAUCAACCUCCUCAUUCUGUCCCGCUGUCGCAUCUGGCCACUGUGUUGACUUGAGAGGUCACGCACAGCGGUGCCCACGGCGGGUCCGUGUGCCCACGGCGGAUGAAUGAAAUGCGUACUUCAGAGAAAAUAGUAAAGUAAAAAUGCAUUUAAAACAUUAUUUUAUUUUAAAUAUUAUAGUUUCAUAUGGACUUGUAAACAAUACAUAAUACCAAGUGCUAACCACCAAGCUUUGGAGUAGUUAGAAGGUCUAUUUCCCUGCUUUUGAGAGGAGCUGGCAACUGUACUUGGAGACUACCAGCAAUUGUGCUAGGCUAACGAUAUACUAAUUUAAAUUAUCUCCAAACUGCAUGUAGAUACAUAGAAAUAGUAUCCAUGAUUUCAUCUGACUCUAGGUAAGUAGAAAAACGACCUACAUCUUGAAAUCUCACAGUAUUUAUAGGAUUAUAGGUAUCUAUAGUAAAAUAUAGGACUCUAUAGGAAGCAUCAGAGCUUCUUAAGGCAAAUUAUAACCGCUACUAUUCUGUAAGUUACAAAUUAACAAUAAGUGAGCCCUUUGCAACAAACAGUAAAACCACAAGUUUUCUUACGAAUGUCAGUCACCCAGUUAAUCCUCCCUCACAACAACCAAGGUAACUAGGAAACAGAGUACUUAGAGAUGUUUAUCUAUAUUUCAGGUUCAACAAAAUAAAAACAAACACUUUAACAUUGUCUCCUGAGUCCCUCUCUGUUGCUCGACUCACUGUGACAGAGAAGUAAAAGGCUAAGGGCUUGAUUCAAUCCGUAGUCCUGAAGAGCUGCGCUACAGCACGAUAGAAGUUUAAAGGCAGCGCGCGCAUUUGGGCACAGGAGCACAUUGGUGUGCCUUUCUCUGAUUACGUGUGUAUGGUUUCAUGUGAGUCUACAUGCAUGUAUAUUAUUUUGCACAUUAUUUUAAUGUGAGCAAAUGUGAAUAUACAGUGGGGAGAACAAGUAUUUGAUACACUGCCGAUUUUGCAGGUUUUCCUACUUACAAAGCAUGUAGAGGUCUGUAAUUUUUAUCAUAGGUACACUUCAACUGUGAGAGACGGAAUCUAAAACAAAAAUCCCAGAAAAUCACAUUGUAUGAUUAUUAAGCAAUUAAUUUGCAUUUUAUUGCAUGACAUAAGUAUUUGAUACAUCAGAAAAGCAGAACUUAAUAUUUGGUACAGAAACCUUUGUUUGCAAUUACAGAGAUCAUACGUUUCCUGUAGGUCUUGACCAGGUUUGCACACACUGCAGCAGGGAUUUUGGCCCACUCCUCCAUACAGACCUUCUCCAGAUCCUUCAGGUUUCGGGGCUGUCGCUGGGCAAUACGGACUUUCAGCUCCCUCCAAAUAUGUUUUAUUGGGUUCAGGUCUGGAGACUGGCUAGGCCACUCCAGGACCUUGAGAUGCUUCUUACGAAGCCACUCCUUAGUUGCCCUGGCUGUGUGUUUCGGGUCGUUGUCAUGCUGGAAGACCCAGCCACGACCCAUCUUCAAUGCUCUUAUUGAGGCAAGAUCUCGCGAUACAUGGCCCCAUCCAUCCUCCCCUCAAUACGGUGCAGUCGUCAUGUCCCCUUUGCAGAAAAGCAUCCCCAAAGAAUGAUGUUUCCACCUCCAUGCUUCACGGUUGGGAUGGUGUUCUUGGGGUUGUACUCAUCCUUCUUCUUCCUCCAAACACGGCGAGUGGAGUUUAGACCAAAAAGGUCUAUUUUUUCUCAUCAGACCACAUGACCUUCUCCCAUUCCUCCUCUGGAUCAUCCAGAUGGUCAUUGGCAAACUUCAGACGGGCCUAGACAUGCGUUGGCUUGAGCAGGGGGACCUUGCGUGCGCUGCAGGAUUUUAAUCCAUGACGGCGUAGUGUGUUACUAAUGGUUUUCUUUGAGACUGUGGUCCCAGCUCUCUUCAGGUCAUUGACCAGGUCCUGCUGUGUAGUUCUGGGCUGAUCCCUCACCUUCCUCAUGAUCAUUGAUGCCCCAAGAGGUGAGAUCUUGCAUGGAGCCCCAGACCGAGGGUGAUUGACCGUCAUCUUGAACUUCUUCCAUUUUCUAAUAAUUGCGCCAACAGUUGUUGCCUUCUCACCAAGCUGCUUGCCUAUUGUCCUGUAGCCCAUCCCAGCCUUGUGCAGGUCUACAAUUUUAUCCCUGAUGUCCUUACACAGCUCUCUGGUCUUGGCCAUUGUGGAGAGGUUGGAGUCUGUUUGAUGGAGUGUGUGGACAGGUGUCUUUUAUACAGGUAACGAGUUCAAACAGGUGCAGUUAAUACAGGUAAUGAGUGGAGAACAGGAGGGCUUCUUAAAGAAAAACUAACAGGUCUGUGAGAGCCGGAAUUCUUACUGGUUGGUAGGCGAUCAAAUACUUAUGUCAUGCAAUAAAAUGCAAAUUAAUUACUUAAAAAUCAUACAAUGUGAUUUUCUGGAUUUUCGUUUUAGAUUCCGUCUCUCACAGUUGAAGUGUACCUUUGAUAAAAAUUACAGACCUCUACAUGCUUUGUAAGUAGGAAAACCUGCAAAAUCGGCAGUGUUUCAAAUACUUGUUCUCCCCACUGUACAUCUGGAGGCUAUAAAUGAUGCACUUAUGCACGCAUACAUGCGUGUAUAAUGUAUAUGUGUGAGCCUGUGGUCUGAUCACAUGCCAUUUGUGUGUGUAUGUGUGUAUGUACGUGUGUUUGUGCGUGUGUUUGUGCGUGUGUCCUCUUUUAGAGAUUGAGUCGGUGGCCUUUGCCCGGCUCAUCUUCAACAAGCUGUGUGAAACAUGCUGCCUGUGGCUGAAAGACUUCCCUUACCGCCGCCGGCCUCAGCCCUACUACGAGACCUCCAUCCACGCCAUCAAAAAUAUGAGGCGCAAGAUGGAGGACAAACAUAUCGUCAUCCCCGACUUCAACACUCUCUUCAACAUACAGGUAAGCAUGAACAGAGUAAUCCUUAACCGCAGGUCUAGGAUCAGUUCAACAUACAGGUACGGAUGACUCCAGCAUGUCGCUAGGUUGAUGAAGAGAGCAGCCUUCAACCACAGAUCUAGUAUCAGAUUACCCUCCAGUUCUAACCAUAACCAUUAAGGGGAUAUGGACUUGACUCUUUAAAUUCAAUUACCAUUGAUUGGCGUUUCUGGUAAAAGCAUAAGAGGAGAGGGUGGGAAAGGAGGGCUUGAGUACUACUGUAGCCCUGCCCUAUGGCUUCUCCCUAGUAGCCUAGGCUUGGGUGAUAUACCGGAUACCGGGGUAUUUAGACAUACCGACAGUAUGAUUUUCAAUACCGUUACAAAAAAUAUAUAUAGAUAUAAAAAAUGUGGGUUGGGAAGCCCCCCGCCUCUCGUGGGCUGCGGGGGGGUGUUCACUUCCGGUAAUACCGUAUACCCCGGUAUGGUACAGAAACGGUAUGAAGUAAUGAAAUCUGGAUACCGCCCAACCCUAUAGUGGCCUUAAAAGUGCUUACUCUAAAAGAGCUCUCUGGAAACCCCAAGACACAAGACAGAUGGCAUCCUAAUGACCACAAAAUCAGUACCUUGUUCUUGGCCACACUCAAAAGAUACCCUCCUAUCAAAGACUCCAGGAUGUCUGUCAUUGUUUGAAUGUUUCUUAGCAACAUUUGGCCUACCACUUGAUGCAAGAACAAUAAUACACAGUAUCACCACGUGAUAUAGCACAUUUCAAUUCAGUCAAUUUAGGAAGUAAACUGAAAUUCCAAUUCCAAAUUCUGAGAAGAAUUCAAACAAUGACAGACAUCCUGGAGUCUUUGAUAGGAGGGUAUCUUUUGAGUGUGGCCAAGAACAAGGUACUGAUUUUGUGGUCAUUAGGAUGCCAUCUGUCUUGUGUCUUGGGGUUUCCAGAGAGCUCUUUUAGAGUGAGAAGCAUUGAGGGAAAUUGGAGUUGGAAUUUCAGUUUACAUCCUGAAUUGCCUGAAUUGAAAUGGAAUUGACCCCAACCCUGUAGAGGCACUCUUCAAAAUCGCUGCCCUCUGGCUAAAAAGAGACUUAAUUCUUCUAUGUAUAUCAACUAAUUAAGAGAUCCCCCACUGAGUGGGCUAACCCGGCUGGGAAGCUACCGACUCACUUCACUAUUGGGGGGAGAUCAAUAAAACUCCCCUAGCCGAGUUAUUCCCAUUACAACCCCAAUGAGAACAGUAAAUGAUAGCACAGUAGGUAGCUGAUGUUGAAUGAAAUGCUUCUAAUAGCAUUAUUGGCUACAGCACUCUAACGUGCUCCCUCGGGCACGAGGGAAAUUAUUUAAAUGAAGCUGAACAACUCACACACACAGACAGACAGAUAGAACUGGAGCAAGAAAUAUAAGCAAUUCGCUGCACCUGCGAUAACUGCAAAAUAUGUGUACGCGACCAAUCAAAUUUGAUUUUAUUUGACAGACACACACACACACACACACACACCAGCCUGAUAAUGGCAUGUUAUCUGAGCCACACAGAGUCAAUAUCCUUAUUAUUUUGCCAGUCAUCCCCAACGAUUAUGGCCCCUCCCCUUACGUCCCCUCUGAGACAACUGGCCAAUGAGACGUCCCAGGGACAGACAGGCAGAGCCACAAGCUCAAGGAUCCUGAGAUAAUUAUUCAGUUGAAUCAAAUGUUUAUCCAAUUUUAUUAGCUAAGCAUGCUAGUGGCGGGUAAGCCUGCUAAUUGGCAUUAAACCCCAGUUAAUUAAAGCAAAUAGAUGGAGACGCAAACAGGUUAUAUUUGGAUUUGCAUAUUUGUGACGAGGCACUACUACGCAUUCCAUUCAUGGAAAACACACAACGUCACAAGAGUGACAUGCAACUAACUAUGCUGUAGAAGAUAUUGUAAUUUAGAAAACAUUACUAUGAUGAGUUAAGUUUGUUUAUGGAAGCUUGUUGUAAAGAUGUUUAUGGAACUUGUUCUCAACUAUCUUACCUGGUUAAAUAAAGGUAAAUUAAAAAAUUUUUCAAAAUAAGAUUAUUGACAUUGGACAGAUGAAUGCUUUGCAUUGCUUCAUACUCUUGAUGAGAGUCUAUACAUUAAUUACUAUCAUGUUAGAACAGGUGAUGACUCCAAUGAAGUGAAGAAAUAAGAGUGCUUCCUGAAAGUAUUGAAGCUCUAAGACAUUGCAGGCUCACCCUCUUGUCAUACUGUUUUGACCUUUGACCUGUGUGUGUGUUUUCAGGACCAGGAGGAGCAGGCCUUCUUCGCUGUGUUCGAUGGCCACGGGGGCGUGGACGCCGCCAUCUACGCCGCCAACCACCUUCAUGUCAACAUGGUGCACCAGGAGUGCUUUAGCCAAGAUCCGGGGGAGGCCCUGUGUCGCGCCUUCAGAGUCACCGACGAACGCUUCAUCCGUAAAGCUAAGAUGGAGGUAAGGGCUCAAAUUGGUAUAGUAUGGACAUUUUCGUUCAAAUCAAAUGGGGUGCGGUCAAAAACUGAUUGAAAUCAAAUGGAAUGACCCAAUAGACAUGUUACCGGACAUUCAUAUACGUUUCUAUGUCUAAAUGUGUGUGUGUGCUUCCGUCCGUCCGUCCGUCCGUCCGUCUGUCCGUCCGUCUGUCCGUCUGUCCGUCGUCCGUCUGUCUGUCUGUCUGUCUGUCUGUCUGUCUGUCUGUCUGUCUGUCUGUCUGUCUGUCUGUGUCUGUGUGUUACAGAACCUGCGCUGUGGCACCACGGGGGUGGUGACCUUCCUGAGGGGGCGGACCCUGUAUGUGGCCUGGCUGGGGGACUCUCAGGUCAUGCUGGUCAAGAAGGGCCAGGCUGUGGAACUGAUGAAGCCUCACAAGCCUGACAGAGAGGUCACACGCACACACGCACACACACACAUACAAAACACACUCCUUUAAUCACUGUUCACUUCACACACAGGGGUUAACAUCACUUGAGCAGAGAAAUCUGUCUCAUAUACAGUGAGGGAAAAAAGUAUUUGAUCCCCUGCUGAUUUUAUAAGUUUGCCCACUGACAAAGACAUGAUCAGUCUAUAAUUUUAAUGGUAUGUUUAUUUGAACAGUGAGAGACGGAAUAACAACAAAAAAAUCAAUUUAUAACAUUUUUGACAUGCGUUUUUCUGGAUUUUUUGUUUGUUAUUCUGUCUCUCACUGUUCAAAUAAACCUACCAUUAAAAUUAUAGACUGAUCAUUUCUUUGUCAGUGGGCAAACGUACAAAAUCAGCAGGGGAUCAAAUACUUUUUUCCCUCACUGUACAACCACAUGCCAUUAUACAUAAUACCAUAUUUAUCUCUCUCUCUGCAGGAUGAGAAGCUGCGUAUUGAGGCUCUGGGAGGCUGUGUCAUCUGGUUCGGCACGUGGAGGGUUAAUGGCAGCCUGUCCGUAUCCAGAGCCAUAGGUACACAAACAAUCACUCUAUGCCUUGUAUUUAUACAAUUAGCAUAUAGAGUACAAUUUACAGACUGUACAGUAGCUGCUGUACCAUGCCUGCUGCUGAAUCCUCCCUGGACCUCCUCUGGUUGGAGUUGAUAUGGCUGUUGUGACCUGGCUGUGUGUGUGUGUGUGUGUGUUGCCUUGGUCACCGACUGAAUGAGAGGAGUGUUGACACUAUUGAGAGGUCAGCAAGAGGUCGGAGUGUGUCAUGCAGAGAGUGUGUGUGUCGUGCAGAGAGUGUGUGUGUGUGUCAAGCAGAGAGUGCGUAUGUGUGCAACUCACCACUCAGCAGGAGGCCCAUAAUCAAUCUAAACUAUCUUGGCGAUUGAGUGCCAGAGCACAGAGGUCAUGACAUAGUCUUAAAGGCCACAGCCAAGGGUCAGCUGACACAGUGCUGAGCGGGAGACAAAUAGAACCCAGAAGUGGGGGUUGCCUGUACCUUUAUGCAUACACAGGUGUACGUAACUUUAGGUUAGGUGACCAGUCUGAUUUCCCAGCAGGUAUUUAAAAUCCUAAUGGGAUUAGAUGGAAUAAUCUCACAGCUCCAAUAAUACAUCACAAUAAUACUGUUGUUCUCUUGAAAACAAAUGGCCUCUACAUUGGAAUCCACUGUAAAGACUGCCUUAGAAUCCAACUGUACCUAUUUACAUACACAAUAGGGUUGGGGUCAAUUCGAAUUGAAGUCUAUUUAGGAAGUUAUUUUAUUUUAUUUUAUUUUAUUCCAAAUGAAAAUAACUGACCUCAAUUCUAAUUGACACCUUACCCUGAUACACAAGGCAACUUGAGGACUAGCUUCUAGUCUUAUUUCCUGAUGGUUAUUUUAGUGGUGGCUAGUGAGGAAGCCCUACUGUGACCUGCUGUUCCCAAAUCCAAAAACUCCAAUAAUCUGAUAUCAAAACAACCGCUUCCUCGACAGCAAAUGGCUGCUACAUUAGAACGGUUUAAUUCCUGCUGCAUGAAGGAGAGGAGAAAUGACAGAUAUUGCAAUACUGAUAUUCAUACAUAAAAAUAAAUACAUUAGUCACAGGUUCCCGAAAUUACGCCAUUCUUACACACGCCUUUCCUAUGCACUUCUCAGUAGUUGGUAUUCAAACUUACCUUAUGAAGGUGCGUAACAGGCUUUGCAGGUGUGGUUCCCUUGCGCGCGCUGAAUAAAUGUAAUUAAUCAGCUGAAAACCCUCCCACAUGCUGGCCAACAGAUUUUCUUGUGGAGUUUCCAUUCAAUAGGGUUUACAGUACAUUUAUCUUAAGCCAUCCCUUUAAAUACGGUGUACCUUUUAUUUUGUCGACAGACUAGAAUACAUCAAGAGAACGGGUUCAGAAAAUAAGGAUCAAUGAAAGAAAGCCAUCUAAAUAUAUGCAUAUUCGUCUCAGUUUCAACACCAACUGGUGUUUAAAAUUACUCAAUCAACUGUUACUAAUGAUACUCAGCAACAACCACACGGCCGUGACGGCGUUUACAGAGGAAGCAAAUGAAGGUAAACUAAACAAUGUAAUGAAAUGGAAUGAUAAUGUAGGCUAUACCAACUGAGGGGAACUAACAGUAAAUUGCCAGUUGAAUAUGUGUUGUUAUUAGGCCUACUGACGGUCGAUACUGAUAGUGGCUAAUAUUUAUGAUAGAAAUAGGAAACAGAGAAAGUUCGUGUAGCCUAUAAUUAAGACUGUCGAGAGUACCCAUCCCUGCAAGUUAAAAGGCUGUACAAUUACAAUUCUACAUAAUGGCACAGUAUUUCAUAAACUUUACUGUGGGAAUGUUGAUAUGCUUCAGUUUGCUGCCAUAUGACUGGUUUCACACUUGUUUCCAGCGAUUAUAAGGUAAUACAAUCCCCUUAUCCAAAAGGAUUACUUGUUUACCUAGCUCUUAUCAAUAGCUCUUAUCAAGUUAGAAAUUACAGUGCAUGGAGAAUGCUGUUAUUUCUAUCAGAAAAAAGAAAGUGGAAUUAUGAAGGAAUUAAGUCAAGGUCAGACACACUAUCUGUAGACACACCUCCGCCACACCUUCAUUUCUUAGAUCUCCAUCCCGAACGAAUAGCAGGUGAAUAGCAUGAAUAUGCAAAGAGAGAAAAGUGCAUAAAAAGGGAAUAACAUUUACGCGCUCUUAACUCUGGUCGGAAUCGGGGCCAAAGUGCUGAACAACAAGUCUAGGUGACAAGGCGGCAAGCAGCAGAUACAGUGGGGAAAAAAAGUAUUUAGUCAGCCACCAAUUGUGCAAGUUCUCCCACUUAAAAAGAUGAGAGAGGACUGUAAUUUUCAUCAUAGGUACACGUCAACUAUGACAGACAAAUUGAGAUUUUUUUUCUCCAGAUAAUCACAUUGUAGGAUUUUUAAUGAAUUUAUUUGCAAAUUAUGGUGGAAAAUAAGUAUUUGGUCAACUACAAACAAGCAAGAUUUCUGGCUCUCACAGACCUGUAACUUCUUCUUUAAGAGGCUCCUCUGUCCUCCACUCGUUACCUGUAUUAAUGGCACCUGUUUGAACUUGUUAUCAGUAUAAAAGACACAUGUCCACAACCUCAAACAGUCACACUCCAAACUCCACUAUGGCCAAGACCAAAGAGCUGUCAAAGGACACCACAAACAAAAUUGUAGACCUGCACCAGGCUGGGAAGACUGAAUCUGCAAUAGGUAAGCAGCUUGGUUUGAAGAAAUCAACUGUGGGAGCAAUUAUUAGGAAAUGGAAGACAUACAAGACCACUGAUAAUCUCCCUCGAUCUGGGGCUCCACGCAAGAUCUCACCCCAUGUGGUCAAAAUGAUCACAAGAACGGUGAGCAAAAAUCCCAGAACCACACGGGGGGACCUAGUGAAUGACCUGCAGAGAGCUGGGACCAAAGUAACAAAGCCUACCAUCAGUAACACAUUACGCCGCCAGGGACUCAAAUCCUGCAGUGCCAGACGUGUCCCCCUGCUUAAGCCAGUACAUGUCCAGGCCCGUCUGAAGUUUGCUAGAGUGCAUUUGGAUGAUCCAGAAGAGGAUUGGGAGAAUGUCAUAUGGUCAGAUGGUAAAAACUCAACUCGUCGUGUUUGGAGGACAAAGAAUGCUGAGUUGCAUCCAAAGAUCACCAUACCUACUGUGAAGCAUGGGGGUGGAAACAUCAUGCUUUGGGGCUGUUUUUUUGCAAAGGGACCAGGACGACUGAUCCGUGUAAAGGAAAGAAUGAAUGGGGCCAUGUAUCGUGAGAUUUUGAGUGAAAACCUCCUUCCAUCAGCAAGGGCAUUGAAUAUGAAAUGUGGCUGGGUCUUUCAGCAUGACAAUGAUCCCAAACACACCGCCCGGGCAAUGAAGGAGUGGCUUCGUAAGAAGCAUUUCAAGGUCCUGGAGUGGCCUAGCCAGUCUCCAGAUCUCAACCCCAUAGAAAAUCUUUGGAGGGAGUUGAAAGUCUGUGUUGCCCAGCGACAGCCCCAAAACAUCACUGCUCUAGAGGAGAUCUGCAUGGAGGAAUGGGCCAAAAUACCAGCAACAGUGUGUGAAAACCUUGUGAAGACUUACAGAAAACGUUUGACCUGUGUCAUUGCCAACAAAGGGUAUAUAACAAAGUAUUGAGAAACUUUUGUUAUUGACCAAAUACUUAUUUUCCACCAUAAUUUGCAAAUAAAUUCAUUAAAAAUCCUACAAUGUGAUUUUCUGGAUUUUUUUUCUCAUUUUGUCUGUCAUAGUUGACGUGUACCUAUGAUGAAAAUUACAGGCCUCUCUCAUCUUUUUAAGUGGGAGAACUUGCACAAUUGGUGGCUGACUAAAUACUUUUUUUCCCCACUGUAUAUUAUUUACUAUUAUUUGUUAAAUUAACAUUUAUUCUUUGUUUUUCUCCACCAUGAUUUCAAAACAGAGAUGCAUAGCCUGGUGGACUUGACAGAUAAAGCAGCACUGAAUAUCACAUGAUAUUGUUGUCAGCUCUUUGGGGGUUUAAAUGUUUUUAUAAAAAGUGCUUCAAUGAGAAACAUUUUACAAUAUAUAGAAUAUAUGAUUUGUUUCCCUCGUUUCUUAUCUCUCUUUGUCUUGGUGAUUGACAGGCGACAAUGAGCACAAGCCCUACAUCUCUGGCGAUGCCGACCAACACAUCGUCCCAUUGGACGGCACGGAGGACUACCUGAUCCUGGCCUGCGACGGCUUCUAUGACACAGUCAGUCCCGACGAGGCAGUGCGUGUGGUCAGCGACCACCUGACAGAGAACAGCGGCGACAGCACCAUGGUGGCCCACAAGCUGGUGGCCUCGGCCCGUGACGCCGGCUCCAGCGACAACAUCUCAGUCAUUGUGGUCUUCCUCAGAGACCUCCGCGCGCCCCCGCCGGGAGAGGAGGACAAAGAGGGGGAGGAGGGAAAGGACAAAGAAGUGGCGGAGGUGGAGGAGGAAGGUCAAGGAGAGAUGGGCUGCCAGGACGGGGGCACCACAGAUGUUGGGGGGAAGGGUCACUGUUUCCUGCAGCAGUGCUCAGCUCCAGCUGACCUGGGCUAUGAAGACCGCACGGACUCGUUGACAGACAGAACCAGCCUAGGCCUGCUGGGGCCCAUGCUGGGAGAGGAUGGUCGGAUCAGGCUCCCCCCUGCCUGCUCACACCCUCCCGCCUCCUUAGCCCUCACCCAGAACCUCAUGCCUGCCGAGGGCCAUGGGGCGGCCUGGUUGCCCUACCUAGAAGAGGGGCUCCAGGGCUCCAGGCACAAGCCCCAGCCUAAACCCUGUGUCCCCGCCUGCCAGGAGCCCAGCUCAGACGGACAAUGGCCCCUGGCGGCCGCCCUGUUUGGGCACGCGGGGAGGCGCACCCGGAGGAUGGAGUGCGUGAGCCCCAGGUGGGGGAGGGUGUCCUGGCGUUGGGGCCGAGCCCCCAGGGAGCUCCCCGGCCUGCUGCACUCCACCCGUAGUGUGCCCUACCCCCAGCGCUGCCCCGAGAGGAGGCCCGGGGUAGCCCUGCCCCACCUGCCCCACGACAGCAGAGUCUGAUGAUGUGACCUAAUCUCCACUAGCUCCUCGCUCUCCUGACCCUUCCUCUAUCUGACUACAGUCAUUAAUUCAUUCAUCCAGCCAUCAUAAAUUCCUCAUCCAGGACACUGGCACCACACCCUUACCGCCCCCGCCCACACCCCCUCUCCAUCUGCACCUACC
Molecule: messenger RNA, 13993 nt
Organism: Coregonus sp. 'balchen'
Lineage: Eukaryota; Metazoa; Chordata; Actinopteri; Salmoniformes; Salmonidae
Source: the annotation of a GenBank genome assembly